This is a messenger RNA of Hyalella azteca, 4584 nucleotides long. Its product is annotated as myb-like protein AA. The record is from RefSeq and is a predicted model, not a curated record. Lineage: Eukaryota; Metazoa; Arthropoda; Malacostraca; Amphipoda; Hyalellidae. The transcript has 5 exons. The coding region runs from base 104 to 1876 and encodes 590 amino acids.
CAGAGUUACGUGUGGUUGUACGUUCACUAGCUCUACAAACUAACGCCAACCCCACUUCAAUAUCACACGUUUGGUGAUAAUAUCAGGUUGCCCCCAACUCACGAUGCCCAAACGCUGCCGCUCCAAGAACAACAACAACAACAACGCCAACGACAACAACAACUCUAACAAUCCUGCUGAUACGGUAGCCAUAAGCGGUGUGUCCUUGAUCAUCCCUGAGGAACCUAAAGCCUUGGAGUCCUACUUCGAUCCCAAUGAGAUGAAAAGACAGAUAGCCGAUGCCCUUAAGGACUCGAGUGUCAAGCCUAAAGGCCUAAUCAAGUCCCAGCAGCAGCUAAGGAGCAAGAGAUCGAAGGCUAAUAUAAAUGAGUUCCACGCCCUUUUCGGUGGGAAGAAAAGCGGUAAACUGUCCAGUCCUCAGGUGACUCGUAUGCUUCAUUACGCUGAUGUCGUCAGCAACAAGAACAAUAAGGAAAAUAUUUGUGAACUUGGCGGCAAACUUGAUCAAAUCGCAGAGGAAAAUGACGUGCAAAGUUUGCGCGAGCAGAUGGACUUUGCCAUCAAAGAUGCCAUUCGAGAAAACUCCCCCGACGAGAGAUGGAAGUCGGUGGAUGCUAGUGGAAAACCUCCAUCGCCAACCCAGAUGACACCUAACCCAACUCAGCUGAUACCAAAACCUCAAUCUGCAUCCCAGACGCCCCCUCAAGAUACCCAGCUGAUGCCAACCGAAGCCCAGAUGGUACUCUCAGAAACUCAGCUGGGUCCAAAAUCUCAAUCUCAGACGAAACAAGAAACCCUAACGAUUCCAAAAGGAACCAGUAUUAUCCCUAAAGAAACCUCUUUGAACCCGCAGGCAACCCCUUUGAACCCACAGGAAAACCCUUUGAGCCCGCAGAAAACUCCUUUGAUCCCACAGGAAACCCCUCUGAGCCCACAAGAAACCUUUCUGAUCCCCCACGAUACACCUCUGGUCCCACAGGACCCCAUAGUAAUGCGUACUGCACGCACUUCAAUAUCUGCCGACCAGCAAGAAGUGGCAUCGAGUAAAAUAAAUUCGAUAGGCACGUUGCUCGGUGGCAUUGACCCUGAAGUUCUGAGCGAACUAGAACUGGACGACACCAACUGGGAAGUGAUCAGUGUAGAUGGCUGGUCACAUUGUGGUUCUGACACAGAAGACCAGUUCUACCUUAUCAGUAGAGACGAUGCUCUAGCCAUACAUUCUUUUGACGAGGAUAGUGGCGAAUUUGACGAUGAAGACACUGACGAUCGUAGAAGCAGUGAUCUAAAAGACGAAGGUUCUAGUGGAAAUGCCGAUACCAAAGACGAUAGUGUUAACAUUAGUGAUAGUAUAGACCAAAACCUUCCACGUGUCGAUAGCAACGCAAACAAAGAUGAACUCGAAACAGCGACCAAGGAACCAACUUCAGAACAAUCCAAGAAAUCGAAAGGUAAGAAAAACAAGAAAGGCAACAAGCAACAAACUAACACGAGCAAAAGUGACACAACCAUCCCCGGCAACGACGGCGGGGUGACUGCCUGCCCUACCCCCACCUGCACCAACCCGCAGAAGAAGAAGAAGGUUGUGGUCACCCGCAAGUAUGUCGGAAAAGACGACUUCGGGGAGAAGCUCACUGCCCUUGGCUUCAGCCCUGUCACUGAAGCCGGCAAGUCUGACAGUCAGCAGUGGUCGGGGCUGUACAACGGCAACCAGGUGAUGGUGACGGCACGAGUGUUGUGUGGUGUCCUGUUGGUGACGCUGCGAGCUGAGAGUGAUGGCCUCCUACAGGGCCUCACCACCCUGCAGGGCCUCACCGCCACCACAGGAUUGUUGUCGUACACCAACCUCACCCUGCCAGCCGUACAGCCAGCCUGCUAAGCCAAGCAACCAUCCGUACAGGCAGCCUGCUAAGCUAUGCAGCCAGCUUGCCAGCCGUACAGCCAGCCUGCUUAGCCAAGCAGCUAGCCAGCCGCAGCCAGCCUGUUUGGCUAUUUAAGACUUAAUUCAGCCUAAGACCUAAGCUAUUCAGCCAGUUUCUUCUUGAAGCAUUCAGCCAUAUGCUAGACUUAAAUCAUUCAUAUGUAUUUAGCAUGAAUGCAGUAUACAUAGUCGGUCUCAUAAACACUCUUUUCAAUCAAAGUUACUCUUAUCUUUAACUACUCUGAACAUAUGAGGCCAAGAACAAACUUUAAGUUUUUUUAUAAAUAACGCGGAGCGUCACACACCAUCCCUCGACAGUGGCCAAAGCCACACUGGCUGGAGAGGUCACGCGGUACAUCGCUCAUCCAAGUCAAUUCGCACACUCAUAAAACUAAGGCAUCAUGUUGUCCGAAUAUUGACGCACUUUAUUUGAAUAAUUCGUGCAUUGAGUAGUAGAGUAGCCAUGUUAUUUUAUGCUAUGUUGGAGUAAUAGGGAGAAUUUUUUCUAUAUAAAUGUAGACAAGAAUCAAUUCUCGCAAUAGACGAAAAUGUAUUUUUAUUAUUUUAUGUAUAUUAUCUAUUUUAAGACUCGGCAAUGAAGAAAUUAAAUACGGCAAUGGGAGUAAAUGUAAAGGGGUUGAAAAUGUGAGGGUUAGAAAUGUGCGGGUUGAAAAUGUGGAUGGGUUGAAAAUGUGAGGGUUGAAAUGUGAGGGUGGAAAAUGUGAGGGUUGAAAAUGUGAGGGUUGAAAGAAAAUGUGAGGGUUGAAAAUGUAAGGGGGUUGAAAAUACCCUCUUCAAGUAAUGAAUACUAUUCAGGGGGGUCAUUAUGUGAUGAUGGAGGGGGUUAACCCCCCCCCCCUUUUAAACAGUCACUGCCCGACUGCCUUCCGUGUACGUUUUUUUGUGUGUGUACACGUACGUUUUUUGUGUACGUAUCUCUAUGUGUACGUUUUUUGCUUUGAUUUAAUGCCUGUACGCACACACGGUCUUUAAGCCGCUUAUCUAGACGAUAAUUUCUCUAGGUGGUAGUUCCAAACUAGAAGUUUACUAGGUAGGUGUUCAUGUCUGUACAGAUCGUCAUCUAGAAAAACACAUCUAGCAACAAGCCAUCUUAUCCAGCCGUCACUUCUAGCGUAGCCUCUAGGGCACACAUUCUAGAUCUAGUACUAGUACCUAUCCCUCGCCUAGUGCAAGUGAGCUUGAAUUUCUAGAUGGUCUCGAUACUACUUCUUGCACUAGAGAAUGUCUAGUGCUAUGAGCUGUGGUAUAUAGUAUGCCUAGUUUGAUUGCUCCGUUCUAGAUAAACCUAUCACGCUUCAUUCACCUAGAUAAUUUUCCCUAGAUAUUCGUCUCGUCUACUGUAUCUAGUAAUAAUGUCUAGCAUUUGGUGCGUUCUAGCGGGUCUUUAUCUAGGAUACGUUCAUCUAGCCAUGACUUCACUAGAAACACUAUUCAUUUCUCCUAUUUUCUAUAACUCUAGAAACCUAAUCAAACAAUCUAUAGUACAUAGUACAACACGUUCAUCUAGAGAGCAUCUAUGUAUAGUCUAUGCAUAUGGCAAAAAUUAUCUUAUUUUAAUUUAAAAUAUUUUGUCUAUAGUUUAUAUACGGAAUUCGAAUUUUCCUGUAAAUAAAUAAACGAAUUUAUUUUAGUUAUAUAUUGCAAGUAUCGUAUAGAUUAUUAAUCUAUUUUCGACUGUACUGUGAGUUAUGUACCGUGAAAUUGUGUCUAUUUUGUAUUAUAUUAAACUAUGCAUACGUAUUAUAGCCACGCAUUAGUCUAUGCAUUCAAACGUAUCUAGGAUACGACACUUCGUAUCAUCUGCUUAUACAUAGCCUGUAUAGCCUAUACAUAGACUGUAUAGCCUAUACAUAGCCUGUAUAGCCUAUACAUAGCCUGUAUAGCCUAUACAUAGCCUGUAUAGCCUAUACAUAGCCUGUAUAGCCUAUACAUAACCUGUAUAGCCUAUACAUCGCCUGUAUAGCCUAUACAUCGCCUGUAUAGCCUAUACAUAGCCUGUAUAGCCUAUACAUAGACUGUAUAGCCUACACAUAGCCUAUUAGCCUCCUCUAACCAAAGCCAAGGUCUCAUCAUCUAUGCUGUACCUAAAUAGUCUAAACCAAUUAAUAGGCUAUGCGUUCACUAGCCUAAGCACCCAAGAGACUAUGUAUAGACUAUCCUAGAUCAUCAUUAUAUUGGUUUUUACAAUGAAUGAUUUUAAUCUAUUGGAGUUUUGUCCAUUGAAUUGAAACGCUUCCGGUACGAGAAUAGAUUAUUAGUGUAUUAAAAUAACCGCGAAAAUGAAUCAAAACUGAGUUAAUAGUUUAUUCAGGAUGUUUCUGUAGCCAUUUUAAUCUAUUGUGAUGCGUGAACAAUUUUAUUAUGUAUUCAAAUCACGUUUUAACGAUCUAUAAACUAUGUGUAUCUCUAUCACGUCUGAUCUAUAAUAGACAUUAAGUAUAGCUAUCCUCGAUAAAAUAACAUAAAAAUGUAAUUAAUAAUUCUAUUUAAAUAGUUUAAUCGUCAUCAGUAAAUAGUUAUAAGUUAGUAAUGGUAUAUAAAUUAAUUAAUUUAGAUUUAAUUAUAAACGAUCGUUCGAAGUCGCUUUUCUUCAGCCCGAAAACGUGAUAAAAAACAGUACAAAACUUCAGUAAAAAGUCGUUAAC